GAUCUAAGCGAAACGUCAGUAAUUCAUUAGCAGAAGCCAAGAUGGGGACUGAGUUGUGUAGAGUUGUAGUUGGAUGUUUUUGUAUAGUGAAUUAUUCUCCAUAAAAAUGUAUAUGUGUCUAAAAUUGUGACAAUAACGUUUGUGAAUAAUUUUAAUGGAAUUUUUAAACCAUUCUUGAACUUUGAGUUUAACUAUGGACGGACAAAGGGCGUUAGAGUUAAUGCCUCUCCUUCAAGAACGUUUAGUGAUAUUAACAGGAGGACGCGACCGACGUGGUGGACCAGUUUUGUCGUUUCCGGCAAAUCCUCGAAGGGAACGUGCCAAACCUGAAGAUUAUCGGAAAGUUCUACAAUACUUGAUGUCCAUACCAAGCGAGGAAGCUCGAGGUCUGGGUUUUACAGUACUGGUAGAUAUGAGAGGUUCCACGUGGUCUACUGUCAAACCUAUAUUGAAGGCACUGCAUGAAAACUUUCCGCCCGGCACAAUCCAUCAAGCGCUCAUAGUCAAACCUGACAACUUUUGGCAGAAGCAAAGGACAUCUCUUGGAUCGCAUAAAUACAAGUUUGAGACCAACAUGAUAAGUAUCGAAGCUUUGCCGAAAAUAAUUGACAGUAGCCAACUGACAUCAGACUUAGAAGGUGCUUUAUCUUAUGAUCAUGCUCAUUGGCUUGAAGUUAGAUUGGCUAUUGAAGAAUUUGCAUGGCAAGCCGCCGACCUAUUGGAUAGAUUAGAUGACUUACAGGAAGACUUGGCGAGAAAUGAUUUUGCUGAUGAUGUGAGCGGGGCAAAGCAUAAAAUUGAUCUGCACAAUGAAAUGAAAAAGAAGAUUAUGAAAGCACCAGUUGAUGAUAUUGAUUUAUUAGGUCAGCGUUUGUUACAAAAGUCUUGUGGUCUCGACACGGGUCAAGGCGGAGGAGGGGGAGGCGGCGGAGGGGUAGGCGGAGUAAGAGAACCAGAAUCUCCUAAUAAUACGAAUUCCGAUCUGUUAGGUACCAAAAACUUAGUUUUACAAAAUUUAGAGGCAGUUCACUCUUCACAACAGCACCUCCUUCAACUGUGGCACCACAAAAAGCUCAAAUUGGACCAGUGCUUUCAGUUGCGGUUAUUUGAACAGGAUUGUGAAAAAAUGUUUGAGUGGAUCUGCCACAACAAAGACGUCUUCCUUCUUAAUUACGUAGAAAUAGGCCACACUUACCAGCUAGCGAAGCAACUUCAAGAAGAACAUCAACAUUUUACAAUGAGUUCAAUGAACGUUUACGUGAAUAUUAAUCGUAUACUUUCGGUCGCGUCGCGUCUUAUCGAAGGCGGUCAUUAUGCCGCGUCGCAUAUACGCUCGGUUGCCGGACGGUUAGAUCGAACAUGGAAAGAUUUUGCAGCUGGAUUAGAUGAAAGAACUGCGGUGUUGGCAUUGUCUGUGAUUUUUCACCAUAAGGCGGAACAAUAUGUGGAGAAUGUGCCUUCAUGGAAAUCUGCAUCAGAAACAGGGAAUAUCCCUUCAGAGAUUAUGAUGUUGGAAAAUUCGAUACACCAACAUCAAAACUUAUACGAAUCUAUGUGUCAAGCAUAUACAGAGGUUCAUAGUACCAGUAAGAAACUACUUUAUCAAUUGGACCACUUAGUUCAGGUCUGCAAUCAACCUGGGAAGGAUAAAAAACAUGGCGAAGGAACAAAUUUUGAAAACAGACCAGGUGGUAAUCCUGCUGCCGAUUAUAGCGAAGGAGCUAGUCACGUUUUAGCAGUAAUACAUCAAAUUUUAAAUCACCAUAGAGCACUCGAGCAAAAAUGGCACGCUAAAAAGAUCAAACUUCAUCAAAGGCUGGCAUUGAGAUUAUUUCAAGAAGAUGUUAAACAGGUAUUGGAUUGGUUAGCAAAUCAUGGGGAAGUAUUUAUUAGGAAAAAUACCGGCAUUGGGCGGAAUCUUCAGAAAGCUAGAGUUUACCAAAAAAGUCACGAACACUUUGAAAAUGUAGCACAGAAUACUUACACCAAUGCCGAUAAGCUUCUUGCAGCAGCCGAAGAACUAGCCCAUACCGGUGAAUGUGAUCCGGAUGAGAUUUAUUCAGUAGCACACGAACUCGAAGCGCACGUCACCUCAUUUGCAGCUAGGGUAGAACAAAGGAGACGAAGACUCGAUUUAGCCGUAUUAUUCUAUACUCAUGAAAAGGAUUUAAGUAAUUGGGUUGAUGAUCUAAGGCAAGAAUUACAGAAUGAUGAAAGUGUAGCCGAAAGUUUAGAAGCAACAGAAAGACUUCUUGAACAAACUGCACAACAUCGUGAACAAAGCCUCGAUGCUUGCGCUUCGACAAUUGCACAAGGGGAAGCACUUCUCCAAGAACUGAGGUCUAUUGCUGAAAUGGACACAACUGGUUCAGUAGCUGCAAUAGAAUCUGCUCUGGACCGAUUAGCGAAACAAAGAAACGAUCUCGAAGAACUUUGGGCGGCGAGGAAGCUUCGAUUAGAUCUGUGUUUGAGAUUAAGACUUUUUGAAAGAGACGCUCUUGAGGUUUCCUCUCAACUUGAAAUGUGGUCAGAAGAACUUCAGCAUAGUGAACUAACCAGAGAUAUACCGAAAGCAGAACAAUUUUUGAGAUUGCACAACGAAAGCGUCAGUCAAAUGCAGAAUACGACCUACCAAGUUUUGCAACAAGGACAGGAUUUGGUACAGGUGUUUGAAAAUUCUGGAAUAUGUGUUAUGGCUGAUGCUCAGUAUAACGCUCAGACUAGGGUUCAAGUUCUACUUGAAUUUCUUCAUGACAGAGAAAUGGAUCUAGAAGAAUUGGCAGAAUUAAAACGUGUUAAGCUUGAACAGUGCAUUCAACUCGGCCAAUUUCAAAAUGAUGCUAACCAAGUGAUCAGCUGGAUAAGGAAUGGAGAAUCUAUGCUAAUGGCUAGUUUUACGAUACCCAAUAGUUUAGGUGAUGCCGAACUUUUGAAAAAAGAACAUGAACAAUUUCAAGUGGCCAUCGAAAAAACACAUACCUCAGCUGUUCAAGUUAAACAUCGAGCAGAUACUUUAAUCAAUGCCAAUCAUUACGAUCCACAAAGUAUCAAAGAUAUUUCUGAAGAAGUUACCAAGAGAUGGCAGCAGUUGGUAACAUGUGCUGAAGAACGACACAAAUUAGUGACGGCCAGUUUAAACUUUUAUAAAACUGCUGAACAAGUUUGCUCUGUUUUGGACAGCUUGGAAAGGGAAUAUAGGAGGGAUGAAGAUUGGUGCGCCACUGGACAAGCAAACAUUGACAAAGCCACCGCCAUAUCCCAACUAAUUAACAAACAUCAAGAACAAAAAGAAGCUUUUUUGAAGGCUUGUACAUUAGCACGAAGAACAGCUGAAACAUUUUUGAAAUAUACAACUAGAAGUUUGCAGUUUUAUAAUUAUCCAAGUAGCAGUGGCAAUCACGAAGCUAGAGUGAAGGGUAUUCUAGAAAAAUUAUUAAAUCAAGAAAAUAAAGUUUUGGAGCAUUGGACUCAAAGGAAAAAGAAGUUGGACCAAUGUCAACAAUUUGUUUUAUUUGAGAGAUCUGCCAAACAAGCUAUUGAAUGGAUUCACGAAACAGGUGAAUGUUACCUAACCACACAUGCAACGAAUCUCGGCAACAAUAUCGAAGAAACUGAAAGUUUAUUACGCGAACACAACGAAUUUAAAGGAACUGCCAAGGAAACUCGGGAAAGAGUCAAGUUACUUAUUCAACUUGCUGAUAGUCUUGUAGAAAAAGGUCACGCUCACGCAUGCUCCAUCAAACAAUGGGUAGAAGCUGUUGACAAUAGAUAUAAGAACUUUAGCUCGCGAAUGGAAAAUUAUCGACAGCAACUAGAGGAAACUUUGGGUAUCCAAGAAGAAGAAAGUGAAAAGAAAGAACUUUCCAUUGAUCGAAAUUCUGAUCCUAACUUGGAAGCUAAAGUAAAAGAAGCUGCUGCAAAAGAAUUGAAAGAAUUGAAUGAGGAGAAAAGGAGGUCUGCUAGAAGAAAAGAAUUUAUCAUGGCCGAAUUGUUACAAACGGAACGUACCUACGUCAAAGAUUUGGAAACUUGCAUAACUUGUUUCCUCGACGAAAUGAGAAAUUCCUCAACAGUCACCGCUUCGCUUCAUUCCAAAGAAAACAUAAUUUUUGGCAAUAUGGAAGAGAUAUAUGAAUUUCAUAAUUCUAUUUUUUUAAAGGAACUCGAAAAAUAUGAAACGAUGCCUGAAGAUGUUGGGCAUUGUUUCGUAACAUGGGCUCAGAAAUUUGAUAUGUAUGUUACCUACUGUAAAAAUAAACCCGAGAGCAAUAGUCUGUUGGUGCAACAUGGGGGUGGGUAUUUUGAAGAACUACAGAAGAAACACAAAGUUGAACAUCCCAUCGCCGCUUAUUUAAUUAAACCGGUUCAGAGAAUCACCAAGUACCAGUUGCUGCUGAAAGAUUUACAGAGCUGCUGUGAAGAAGGUCAAGGAGAAAUUAAGGAUGGUUUGGAAGUAAUGCUCAAUGUUCCCAAAAAAGCAAACGACGCAAUGCACUUGUCCUUACUCGAAGGCUGUGAUAUAUCCUCGGACAAGUUAGGCGAAGUAGUUCUACAAGACGCUUUCAGCGUUUGGGAUCCAAAACAACUAAUUAGAAAAGGCAGAGACCGACAUAUUUUCCUUUUCGAAAUGUAUCUCUUAUUUACCAAAGAAGUUAAGGAUUCUGUUGGGAAAGUGAAGUACAUCUACAAAAACAAAUUAAUGACUUCUGAACUGGGAGUAACAGAACAUAUGGAAGGCGAUGAAUGCAAAUUUGCAGUUUGGACUGGUCGUGCCCCAAUUUCUGAUUAUCGCAUUGUACUUAGAGCUUCUUCACUUGAAACCAAACAAUUGUGGGUGAAGAAGUUAAGGGAAGUUAUACAAGAAACAUAUUUCAGCGGAGCAUUACCGCUUUCACUGCCCAAGAGCCCUGCAAAACUGAAACCUCAUAGCCAAAGAUCUAGUCGGGAUAUGGAAGAAUGCAAUUCUUUAGAUGAAAGCGUCGAAAAUUUAGAUAGGAAUUCUUUGACUUCCUUUGGCUCGGGUAAUACUACAGACUCCGAUAAGGCUGGAGUUCUGGAAAUGACAUGGGUUAUGAGCGACUUCACAGCUACCAAUCCACUCGAAUUGAGCGUAACGAAAGGCCAACAAGUCGAAGUCGUAGAAGUAUGUGCUUCGAAACCAGACUUCUGUUUGGUUAGGAUGCCGACCAGAGGUACAGCAGAUCACGAAUCUGGUGUAAUACCCGAAGGAUUGGUACCUCUUGCUGUUUUGAAACAACCACCUCCGCAUAGAGGCUCUCCCUCUAGAAGAAUAAAUCCAUCAUCGGAGCAGGAUAUUGAGUCAACAGUACAAAAUGACACGUCUAGUGCAGUCAAUACAUCAUCACCUGUAAUUAAACGAAGAGGUUUUAGCGGACGGAAAUGGCUGCCACCUCCACUACGAAAACUGUCACAGGGUAAAGUGGAUAAAGCGCAAGCCAACACACCUCCACCCCUUAAAAAGACUGGUUCCGAUAAGAGAAUAAAGGUGCCAUCCGAAAUGGGCAAUAAGCCCUCAGUGUCAGAAGGUGAAGAGGAAGAAGAACGAUCUACACAUACCUUGAAGGGUGUUAAAUCUCUUGGUGCAGAAUUGGCGAACGGCAGUGGGGUAACUGAUGAAGCCGAUGAAGAAUUUGAACUGCCACCGCCCAUGAAACCAAUUCAGGAACCAAUUUUGGUGACUUCACCUCCCCCUGGAGUUCCUGGUGUUCCCGAAAUCGAAGAGAAUCCUUGUAAAAGGGUCUCUAGCUUAACGUUAAAAUCACUUGAAGGUGCUACAUCUGCGGAUUUGGCCGAAAUUGAACAGAUAGUAAAGGAAAGAAUGGAACAGCAUUCCGAAAAUCAAGAACGUCAUUCCUUAAUGAGAGAUGCCAAAUCAGAAAAUGCCAUUUCGGACUACGGCGGAGAUCUUUCAGCUCAAGGGUUUUCUAAUGAAGCGACUGCAUCAGCAUUCAGCGGUGAUGAAAGUGACAAACCUUCUGAAGAUAAUAUAGAUGCAGCCAAAAAGACGGAAAUUCUCCUCAAAAAGAGAGAAUAUGUUUUAAAAGAAUUAACCGAUACAGAAGAAACAUACGUUAGAGAUUUGUCUCUUAUAGUUGAUGGUUACAUAGCUACUAUGAAAGAUCCUGAUUGUGAUAUACCUAUGCCGGAAGAUUUGAAGGAUGGUAAAGACAAAUUAGUCUUUGGAAACAUUGAGGUUAUCUAUGAUUGGCAUAAAAAUUUCUUCAUUAAAUCAUUAAAAAAGGCCGUAGAGAAUCCUAUUGAACUAGCUUCGCUUUUCAAACGUUAUGAACGCAAAUUGCAAAUGUACGUUAUCUAUUGUAAGAAUAAACAUGUAUCCGAAUAUAUUGUUUCCGAAUAUCUAGAAACUUAUUUUGAAGAACUACGGGUAAAAUUAGGACACAAAUUACAAUUAUGCGAUCUGUUAAUAAAACCAGUUCAAAGAAUCAUGAAGUAUCAAUUGAUGCUUAAAGACAUUUUAAAAUACACGGAGAGAGCUGGAAUUACAGCGGAAAUUGAACCGCUCAGAGCGGCAUAUAACAUUAUGGUGAUUGUACCAAAGACUGCUAAUGAUAUGAUGGAUGUUGGAAGAUUACAAGGCUUUGAGGGUAAAAUUACCGCACAAGGAACACUUCUUCUUCACGGAAUGUUAACUGUAUCCGAUUUACCGGGAUCAAAUCAGAUCGUCGGGAAAAAUAAGGACCUACACGUAUUUUUCUUUGAACAAAGUAUUAUAUUUUCAGAAGUCGUGGGAAAAAAGACUCAGUUCACUAGUCCGCAAUAUAUUUAUAAAGCUCAUAUACAAGUUAAUAAAAUGUCCCUAGAAACCAACGACGACUGUUUCAUAUUGGAAUCAACAGAUCCUACUCGUAGUUUAGGAUUCGUAAUACAAGCUGCUACGCCUGAAUUACAACAACAAUGGAUGAUUACAAUACACGAUACCCUCCAAAAACAGAGGGACUUCCUCAAAGCUAUCCAAAGUCCCAUAGCUUAUCAAAAAGAGUUGACUACUAAAGAAGCUUCCUUAUCCGAUUUAUCAGUAUGGGAAGUGGCACAUCUGAGAAGAGCCCUUCCGCAAGGGUCACCUUCUGAACCUAGCAAAAUGCAUCGCAAAAAUCAUUACGUACAUAAAGCGAACACUAUCGGUAUUCCUUCCGAAGAUGAUUUGAAUGAUAGCAAAAACAAUAAUCCACGACCAAGACUGAACUUUUUCGAAGGAUUUAAGAAUACUUUGAGAAACAAACAUAAAAGUGACACUGUAGUAUUAGAAGCCGCGAAAGAAAAUAGUGAGAAAGGUGAUAUGCACAGGAGGUGGUCCGAAGCCAAUCAACACACGACGGAACAUUUAAUAAUGUCCCCAGGCACUCAAGCACGUUUAGUCUGCGAAUGGCCAAACUUGAAUUUAGGCGACUUAGUCACAAUUAUUCGUUAUGAUCCUACUCAGGGAUAUUUCGUUAGAACCAGUACCAACUUAGAAGAGUUUUGGAUCCCAGCUCAUGUGUUAGCCAACUAUAGCAGAAAAUUGUGGUCAUUUAGAUUAAAAAAACCUAGGAAAUCAUUGGAGGGUGUUCUUGCAGAAAAUUCAGACAGGUGUGUGCCAGAAUUUCGUGAUAAAUUGAAAGACAUUACUGUUCAAAGUGGAGGAAAGGUAGUGUUCAAGUGUAGAGUCAGGAAUUGCAAUCGUAAUACCCGACAAACUUGGAAAAAACUAGACCCAAAUCCAUCAGUUCUACACAACGGAAAAUUUAUGCAAGGAGACAACGAAGGAGGCAUAGCUUUAAUGGUAAUUGAGAAUGUUAAACCUUCAGACGCUGGUACUUAUUCCCUAGCAGUUUCUAACGAAUUCGGUAGUAUAACAUGCACCGCGAAAUUAUCCGUAACUACAAGUUAUCCUCCAAUACCAGAACCUAAAAUACAAGUGAUAUCAUGCUCCAGCGUUUCUUUAGAAUGGGAAAGUAAUCAUUAUAAUCAGUUUAUUGUGGAAUUUUGUAAAUUGGGUUCUGGCGAAUGGGUAUCUCCCAAUAACAACCAUCCGGUCAAUUCUCAGUCUUUUACUGUUGAGAAUUUGAUUCCUGGAGAAACGUAUAGCUUUAGAAUUGUCUCGGCUCAAAAUAAUAUUGUUAGUUUACCCAGUAUUGCUGUAACUUUACCCGUAGCUGAGAAUUUGAGGUGGCAACAAGAGCAGUUCAAACAGAGAUAUAUAGAAUUGGAAGAAAUAGAUCGUGGUAGGUUUUCUAUAGUCCGUUUAGCUAGAGAUAGAGGAACUGGAGAAGAGGUGGCUUUAAAACAAGUAGCGAGGCGAAAGCAACCCCAUCAUGUAACUCAAGCUGAGUAUUCGUUAUUAGCUGGAAUGCAACAUUCAAAUAUUAUAAGAUCAUUAGCGUUAUUUGAUAAUGCACCGUUGCCUGGUAUAGAUACCAUCAUUUUAGAAUUAGUAAAAGGGCCAUUAUUAUUUAAAUAUAUUAGCGAUAAAGAAACCUAUAGUGAAUCGGAAGUUCGUAAUUUUACCUGUCAAUUAAUAUCAGCUUUAAAAUGGUUACACCAGAAAAGUAUUGCACAUCUAGACGUUAAGCCUGAAAAUAUUAUGGUUGAUAAAUCCCUUCAGAGUCCUCUUCUUAAACUAGUAGAUUUUGGUGACUCUGUUAAUACAUCGAAAAAUGUGAUCUUGCCACCAGCUUGUCUGGAAUUUGCCUCUCCGGAACUAGUCUUGGGACAACCAGUUGGAACUCAUACAGAUUGUUGGGCUGUUGGAGUUUUUCUCUACGUUAUGUUAAGCGGCGUUUCUCCCUUUCUCGACGAUUCAGUGGAAGAAACCACUGCGAAUAUUUUAAAGUGCGAUUUUUGUUUUCCAGAUGAGUAUUUUGGAAAUGUUUCUCAAGAAGCCAAGGAUCUGACCAAAAAUUUAUUAGUAUUGGUGCCUGCACAACGCCUGAAUAUGGAGAAAAGUCUUCAAUGCAAUUGGAUCAAAGAGGCCAGUGGUUCAGCGGCUAUCCCAUCAGCAAGACUGAGGAUGUUCAUGCAACGGAGACAUCCUAUGAAUAUGACCCCCUCAAGUUCAACAUAUUUCCGAGAAGAUAUCUAAUCUAAAAAAUAGAAUUUACCUUUUUGUAUAUAGUUUUUAAAUUUGUGACAAAGUGGAAUCGUGUUCCAUUUCAGCUUGUUAGUCUUAUAAUAUGAAUAAUUAUAUUUUAAUUAUAUAUAAAUGCAAUUUUCUUUAAA
This is a messenger RNA of Diorhabda sublineata, 9237 nucleotides long. RefSeq names its product kalirin (gene trio). Gene Ontology annotation, molecular function: protein kinase activity; guanyl-nucleotide exchange factor activity; protein binding. Lineage: Eukaryota; Metazoa; Arthropoda; Insecta; Coleoptera; Chrysomelidae. Gene Ontology annotation, biological process: intracellular signal transduction; axon guidance; protein phosphorylation. Bases 194 to 9100 code for a protein of 2968 amino acids. Gene Ontology annotation, cellular component: cytoplasm. The transcript is spliced from 40 exons. The record is from RefSeq and is a predicted model, not a curated record.